UUUAGGGACGUAGUGUUAAGUUGAUUUCACUGAUAUUUUCAAUUAUUUAUAUUUUUCUUCGUUCUAAUGUAACUAAAUUAGGGUCCUGCAACUGUAGGAUCUCAAAAACACAAUGGCAUUAAGAAUUGGUGGGUGGUUUGGUUUAAUUUCCGUGAUAGUGAUAGGGUUGUUUGGAUUCGGAUGGUAUUUAACAAUUCUUUCGUUUGUGGUCUCGUUUCUGGCAGGUAUAUUUACCAUUCUUUACUUAAAUUAUGACGACAAGAAAAUCUUCAACGUAGACAUAAAUUGCCUGGAUGACCCACUGCAGCGAACAAAUUAUUCUAUCCAGUCCCCAAAGAUCCUAGAGCUAUUCAAAUCCAACCAACCUUUGCCAAAAUUUGACCAGCGCAUUACUGGCAGUGAUACAGUGGACUCCUUCCUGAAUGAAAUCAUCACUAUCAUCAUAAAUGACUAUGUGACCACAUGGUACGGCAUCUUGACUGAUGAUGAAGAGUUCACAAGCCAUUCAAUAAAAAAAUUGGUGAUUUCUACAAGUGCUAAUGUAGCCAAUAGAGUAAAAAGCGUGGACUGGAUUCACCUCCUCUCGACGAAAUUUCCUGAGGAGCUAACAAUGCACCUAAAGUUGUUCAAACAGUCGAGAGUGAGGUUGAAGCACAUAGAUCUAGUAGCUGCUAAAGAGGUAAAUGGCAACGGCAAACCUAGUCCAAAGAAGGAGGAAAAGAAGACGCAUAGGAGGAAUAAGAGUGACACAGAUUUGUCCUGGCCCCCAGAUACGCAAACAUUUGGAAAGUCUAAAUUUUACGAUAGCUCCGAAGAUUUAAGUGGGAAAUCAUUAACUGACUUGUUCUUCGAUUUGGAAACCUCAAUAGAGAACAGACAGCUCUGCCGCGACGCUUUUUGCACCGAUCCUAAAAAGGAAUAUGCAUUACUAUGCGAAGUGUCCGAAGCCGUGAUCUACCUAGUAGCCCCCGAGGAAGUGUGGAAAUGCCACGCCUUGAAGCUGUUACUCAUUGAUCUACUGUCCUCGGUGGUUCUGCGACCUGUGGUGGCGCUACUCAGUGAUCCGGACAACAUCAACAGAGCCAUUAUUAGGACGUGUUGUCGCGACGGGGUUCUGCCGUCAGAGCAGUUCCUCACAGUGAUAAGGUGCUGCGGCGACGCCGAGGAACUAGAUGCCACGCUGGAAAUGGUGCAGAAAGACAUACAGAAACUUCAUUCGAGAGAUAGUGCCGGAGAGUGGGAAUUGCAAGAUCGGCAGAAGCUGUCUUCACUGCAAUACCUCACUAGGAUCCUACAAGCCCGAAAAGCCACUUUAGGUCCUCAAGGAACCAGCAGCGCCACAGAAGUGAAAUUGUCCGAAGAAGUGAUUAGAUCCGAGAAAUUUCUGCGAGCGCAAGAGAACUGGAGGUCCCAAGCGCAGUACACACUAGACAUAGAACUCAAUGAAGCAGUGACUCUAUUUCGGAGGAUGUCAACAUUAUCAAACAGAGACUCAAUACAGUCCUCUAAACUAGUAAUCGACAAGCUUCGGUCAUCCGCCUUAGAAGUUUGCGACACGUACUUGUCUCCGAGCCGAGUGAGCGUGCUGGGUCUCCCGGACAACUGUUACGCGGAGUUGGUCAGAAAGAUCAAUACGGAGGGAGAGGAGUUUACGAACAACCCCGUUAUAUGCUUCGAUGAAGUGUACAAAUGUGUUUGGGAUGCCCUUCAGGACGAUUAUUCGUGGCAAUUGUAUUGCAUGACGAACGGAGAACAGGACUCAACUGCUAACAGCGAAAUCAAAAAAGAUGACAAAGACACCAAGAAAUAUAGCGGAGUAGACACGUUACCAGUGCCUGGUGCAAGACACAACCGAUCCCGGUCUGAUAUUGUGGGGAAUUUGGCCCAGAAAAUGAUCAACGAAGGUGCAGGACCGUCAAAUUUGACUUCUCCCAACACAAGCAAUAUGUCGCUGUCUCACUCAAACAUCAGUCAAAACGCAAAGAAUCUCACCUCUCCAUUGCAAGCGUCAAUCAUUGAAACAGCUUUGAUGCAAGACAAAGGGAAGACAAUUGGAAUCUACGCUAUAGCAGUGACGAGAGUGUCAGAUAACGAGAAAUGGCAUAUUUAUAGGAGAUACAGCGACUUUUACGACUUACAUUCAUCGAUUAAAGAUAAGUGGCCGGAAUUAGGCCAUCUACCUUUUCCUGCGAAGAAGACGUUUCAAAACACCUCCCGCGCCGUCCUUGAAACCAGAAAACGGAUGCUUAACAACUACCUGAUGAAUUUAGCGAAUCUUGCAAGGGAAGCACGUUAUAUGGCGCUCUGGUCAGCAGAUUACCUAGGAGGCUUCCUAAGCCAGGAGAUACAGACGGGAAAGACUAGCAAUAUGUUCGAUGCCCUGUUUGUGAAUUCAAUAAAGGCUGGUGUGAGGACCUUAAAGAAUAUGCCUGACCAGUUUGCCAAUACAGUCGAUGGAGUUAUGGAUGGUAUAUCAAAGGUGUUCCAAAGCAAAGGAAGCGACAGUUGUGAGGACCUCAGAUAUGGGAAUUCUUCGGAUAGUCAAGACGAGGGUGACGAGAGCGCAGCGCUGCGCCUGCUGGAAGAAGUGUUAGGCAUACGGGGGCUGUGGCUGCGGAGGAAACUGCUCGCGCCCUUGCGCACACUUAUCGCAGACCGAGUCAACAAAAAGGUGUUUGAUUUAGUCUCUUCGGUGACUUCGCCCCGGAACGUCGUUCAAUAUCUUAAGACAUUUAAACAAUGGCUCACGAGCCGCAACAACCCGCAGGGCGGUAACCGCGAUGCGGCCACUAAGGCCAGGACCAGAGUUGCCGCCAAAGUCGCCCUCUUAGCUGCCUCAUCAGAUGAGCUGAAACACAUCGUUGGGUCAGACGCGGCCAGACGGGGCCUACUUACAGUCUUCGAUCUAUUCCAAAGUGAAGAGAUCAACAAGAGGCUUAUUUUCGUGCUACUGGAAGCUACACUGGCGAACUUGUUCCCAGACAACGAAUUCCCAGAAUUGUUCAAGAAACUAUACUCUAAUUCGCCGAGAGUGCCUGCCUCUAAGAAAAAUGUUAGUACUUAGAUUAAAUUAAUAAAAGUUAAAUACAUCGUAUUUAAAGUGAAGGGUCCAGCUGGUCCGAUCUGUUCAAAAUGCCGCGUGCCAAGUUUUUGACUGGAAUUGAUAUGUUAUUUAAAUUGGCG
Messenger RNA from Cydia splendana, 3183 nucleotides. RefSeq names its product sorting nexin-13-like. The coding region runs from base 113 to 3064 and encodes 983 amino acids. Gene Ontology annotation, cellular component: early endosome. The transcript is spliced from 24 exons. The record is from RefSeq and is a predicted model, not a curated record. Gene Ontology annotation, molecular function: phosphatidylinositol binding. Lineage: Eukaryota; Metazoa; Arthropoda; Insecta; Lepidoptera; Tortricidae.